AGAAGCCGUUGCAGCUUAUGCAACAUUGUCAGAGGUGGAGCCUGAGAUCUUCGCAGAUGACUGGCAUAUUCUUCUCGCAGUGGCAGGCCUGCUGGCUUCGGCCGGCGGCGUCCGCGGGGCGGUUUUGCGAUUAUGGCCUAGUAAAUACUUACUUUUAGCUUUGGUCUUCCUAGGUCUACUUCGUCGCUCGUCAUAGUCACUCCAGUCCAGGGGGGUUGCCGGUUCGUUUGUGGUGCAGCCCCGUCUUUUUUUAAUCGCUACGUGUGUGCCAAAGAAUCCUAAAUCUUCUACGUAUAAUCUACGCUUCUCAUCUGUUCCCGAUUUCUAAUUUUGGAGCUAUCUGCAGCGAUACGGCCACUCGACAUGUCGUGGAUGAAGUUGCUGGUGCAUCAUCUGAUGGAAAAAUAUGGCACAGCUGCCGAAGCGAUGAAGCACCUGACGUCGCGACUAAUCUCCAGGCAUGUGCCAAGGUUGCCCAUCACAGUAGCAGAGCAAAUAUUAAACUACGAAAGCUGGCUCAGUCGAGCGCUUGGAGAAUUCUGGGAGAAGCGGGUCUGGAAGCUGGCAAAAAACGCAGCAGCGGAAGCUGAAGGAAAAGACGCGGCAGUGGCUGCCCAAAUAGAGCGCGACGCGAAGGAACAACUGAAGAAGGAGCUGGAGACAAAAAUUGGAGUUCAUGUCUACAAUGGGUGCCUGAAUUGCCCGGAGGAGCGAAUAUUUUUCGAGGCGGAGACCUUGGAAGAGUCUGGGCGCCAAGUAAACGAGCAGCAGCGCCGUUGCCCAGAUGUCGACGUUGUCUCAGCUGACCCAGGAGAGGUUGUCGACAUAGGACAGCACGCUUUCGGGGCCGCUGUGGUGCCAGCAGGAUCGAAAAAACUACCCGUCGUCUUGAAAGAGGGCCGCACUACGUACCUCGAGUCCAUUCACAACCGGUAUGACCAUCACAGCAGAUGGCACCAAGGACUGAACGAGGAGACCCGACAUGCUACGAUCAUGAGGGCCUGCUUCGAAAUAUCGGAGAGCCGCAGAGUACGCCUCAGCCGUGGAGCGCAUAAGAAGCGGGCCUUCGAGGAGUUGCCUCUUGGCUCACCUGGUACGCUACGACUUCACGGGAAAUAUGCCUUGCCGCAGCUAACGAGCUUCGCGAGACAACGGUGGAGAGAUUGGAACUUCGCCAUUCUUUUUAGCAUGCAAGUUCUAGCGCAAGGAGGAGCGUCACCUCGUGAAAUUGCAAACAUCAUGACGCUGAAUGAGCGCGAAGUCUUAAGGUGGGCCCGAGAGCGCCAGCGUAUGGAAGAAAUAGUGGAAGCCACUGGAUCGACCCACAGGGGGUGGCUCACGCUUCAGCAGGAACAGGAGGUGAUUGACCACCUCAAGAAGUCGACUUGGGUGCAGCUUAACUGGGACGCAUGCCGCGCGAGCACUCUCGACUACAAGCCUCAUGCUAAUCCUGGCGCCGGUGCUGCAGUUGCAGGCGGCAAUAAAAGAGUCCCAGAGGCUCUCUCCCUCGACGCUGAUCAGGAGAACGCGAAGCGAAGACGAAUUGUCCAAGAGGUGCAAGAGCGGCGUGCUGAGACUGCACGGCAGAAGCAGGCGGAUGUGGAUGCGAAGCAGACCGCUGCCUAUGAGGCGUAUGUCAAGGAUUUCGUUGAACGCAACACAAAAAUCAAAUAAGAAGGCUAUGACUCUCGUGCCGCGAAAUACACGUGGAAAGCGCAGAACGAGGAGGAGUGCAAGAAGCUGGGGCUGAGCUUGUGCCCGGUCUGUUACGGUUUCCAGUCACGGACCGAAAAGACACUACACAAGAACGAUAGUGCUAAUUGUGUCGCCAAUAAGUUCGUCACGAUAAAAGACAAGGGCGGCGCGCGUCCCAUGAAGAAGAAGGUUUGAGGUUUUUCUGAAGGCCUUUCGCCUAUGUAUUGCUAGCUUGUAACUCAAUUGGCAUGGGCACACUUCUCAGGAACCAACUCGGUCAAGACCCUUCCCCAACGACGUGAUGCAUAUGAUCUAUUUCUUAUCUUUAGAUGUGGCCCUCCCCCUCUCAAGCCGGACGAAAUAGCUUUCCAUCCCAGUGCGCUACCCUUGUGUCCCGAAUAGAGUCCCCUAAUUUUCAAGAAAUUGCGUCGAGUUGCUUACUUGUUUUGCCAGGCAUUCAAAGCGCAGGGUGCUGCUAUAAGAUAGAAGCAUGCUGUUGUUGACGAGAGAAGGAACGAGAAUUCUGGGUUGACGAGAGAAGCAAUGAGCACGUUGCCGAGAGAUGCGGCAUUCUGAAGAGAGAAGCAGACGCGUUGCCUCAGUAGUACAAUUUAUCAAUUUUCCAAACAGCAAGAGGCGACGUUCAAUUUUCCAGAAAAUAGACGGAAA
This is a messenger RNA of Amoebophrya sp. A25, 2364 nucleotides long. The record is from the annotation of a GenBank genome assembly. Lineage: Eukaryota; Dinophyceae; Syndiniales; Amoebophryaceae.